Leptopilina boulardi is the source of this 1454-nucleotide messenger RNA. RefSeq names its product malate dehydrogenase, cytoplasmic (gene Mdh1). The record is from RefSeq and is a predicted model, not a curated record. Gene Ontology annotation, molecular function: L-malate dehydrogenase (NAD+) activity. The coding region runs from base 312 to 1298 and encodes 328 amino acids. The transcript has 5 exons. Lineage: Eukaryota; Metazoa; Arthropoda; Insecta; Hymenoptera; Figitidae. Gene Ontology annotation, cellular component: mitochondrion; cytosol. Gene Ontology annotation, biological process: oxaloacetate metabolic process; tricarboxylic acid cycle; malate metabolic process.
UAGAGAAAUUUUACAAUUGGUUCAGAUUACAUCCUUUAAUUAAAAGUUUAAAAAAAAAAAUUGCAAAAAUUAAAAAUAAAAACAUAUUUUGAAAAUAUAAUUGAAUUUUCAAAGUUAAAUAUCUCGUGACUUUGGAAUAAGUGUUUUUCAUUGGUCUCUAUCUCCAGAUAAUGUGGUCUUUUGAAAACUAUUUUCCAGGCUAAAGACGUCAUUUAUUGCUCCAUCAUCAUACGAGCACAAUCUAUUUGACCUUUAGAACUUCAAUCUCUUUCUGUUCUCAUUUUGAAGGCUAGGAAAAAGAAUAUUUAAAAAUGUCGGAACCAAUAAAUGUCGUUGUCACUGGAGCUGCAGGUCAAAUUGCCUAUUCUUUGUUGUAUCAAUUGGCAGCUGGUACAGUAUUUGGACCAAAUCAACCGAUUAAUUUACGUUUAUUGGACAUUCCACCGAUGAUGGAAGUUUUAAAGGGCGUUGUCAUGGAAUUAGAGGAUUUGGCACUUCCUCUCUUAAGAGACGUUCUACCAACUGCUGAGCCAGCUGAAGCAUUUAAGGAUGCAGCGGCUGCAUUUUUAGUUGGUGCAAUGCCACGUAAACAAGGAAUGGAACGCAAAGAUCUUUUAUCAGCGAAUGUGAAAAUAUUUAAAGUUCAAGGCGAAGCUCUCGAUCAAUUUGCCCGUAAGGAUGUUAAAGUUUUAGUUGUUGGCAAUCCAGCAAAUACAAAUGCAUUAAUUUGUUCACAUUAUGCACCAUCAAUUCCUAAGGAAAAUUUCACGGCUAUGACAAGAUUAGAUCAAAAUCGUGCACAAGCUGCAUUGGCAGCACGUCUUGGUGUUCAGGUGGAUAGUGUGCAAAAUGUGAUUAUUUGGGGUAAUCACAGUUCAACACAAUAUCCAGAUGCAGCGCAUGCAACAGUUAAUAAAAAAUCAGUGUUGGAAGCAGUAAAUGACAAUGAUUGGUUGAAUGGAAAUUUUUUGGAAACAAUUCAAAAGCGAGGUGCUGCCGUUAUAGCGGCACGAAAAAUGUCAUCAGCAAUGUCGGCAGCUAAAGCAGCUGGUGAUCAUAUGCGUGAUUGGUGGUUAGGAACAAAACCUGGACAAUGGGUCAGUAUGGGAGUUGUUUCCGAUGGAAGCUAUGGAAUUCCUAAGGAUAUUGUUUUCUCCUUUCCCGUUACUAUUGAAAAUAAACAAUUUAAAAUAGUUCAGAAUUUAUCGAUUAAUGAUUUUGCCAAAAUGAAACUUGAUGCAACAUCAAAAGAAUUACAGGAGGAACGCGCUGAAGCAAAUGAUGUUUUACAAAAGUGACUAGAUAAUUCCAUGAAAACAUCAUCGACAAUAUCCAAGUUAUAAAAAAAAAAUAUUACAAGUUUAAUGUAAAAAAAAAAAAUGGUUACAAAUUUCAGUAGGUCUAUCGAUUGUUGCAUUAAAUUAGUAAAAAAAAGAAUAUGUUAAAUUACAUAA